Messenger RNA from Trichoderma asperellum CBS 433.97, 1095 nucleotides. RefSeq lists its product as uncharacterized. NCBI's taxonomy places the organism in Eukaryota, Fungi, Ascomycota, Sordariomycetes, Hypocreales, Hypocreaceae. The record is from RefSeq and is a predicted model, not a curated record.
GCCAUCGAAGAGCGCCGCCAGUUGGCUAUGACGAACCGCAAGCAAUUCGAGCCCCAGAUCCACGAACAGAUCCAGCGCCUGUUUCAAAAUUACGAGGCGCCCUUCUACGCACAGCUCCGCGGCUUCGGAAAGGCCCAGACCCUCGCCCUGGCCGAGUCUACCGUCCUAUCGCUCGCCGCAGUAAACAACAGGGCCUUUGAGGACCAAGAGACCCAGGCCCUCACGGAGCACUUCCUGUCGAGUGUUCACAACCUGCUCGCGUGGAAAUGGGCAAUGACCGGAUUUGCAGGCUACAUGGCCUACCGUGGCCGCAAGACAUGGCGCUUCCCCUUCUUCAACCCGGAAUUCAAGCGCUUCAGCCCCAUCGGCGGCAGCCCGGGCCUCAAGUUCAUGUGGCACAGCGCCCGCUUCGCCGCAUACUACGGUACCCUCUGGGUUCUUGGAGAGCCAGUCUUCCAGGGCGCAAACUUUAUGCGACAGCGUCGAGAGAUGGAGCAGGAUCCUAGGCUACGAGCGCUCUUACACGAUGGAGGCGCCCAAGGCGCCACUCUGCUCGGAGGCAGCCCGGAAGCUCGCGAGCAAAUCAAUGACGCAUGGGAGUCAGCAGCGCAGUAUGAGAACUCGAAUCAGCAAUACAGAGAACCCGAGCAAAAGGCCCCAGCUGCUGCACCAACGCAGUCCUCUUGGACGUCAUACCGCAGCUCCAUGACACCACCUCCGCAGCCCCAGCAACAGCGAUCUGAUGCAUGGGAUUCUUCCUUUACCGAUGAUUUUGAUGACGCCUCACCCGUCGCACCCGAAGCAAGAAGCAGCUCAGAUGCCUCAAAUAACUUCAGCGGCUCAGCGUGGGACCGCAUCCGACAACAAGCCCAAUACCAACCUUCUUCCCAGCAAGGUCGGAAGACAUGGGAGAAGCCUCAGUCUGGAGGCGGAUGGGGAUCAGAGGCUGAAUCAGGUGCGCAGUACCAAGGACAAACCCCCCGGGAAAGCUAUACAUUUUCGAGCGCCGAUGAGGAAAAGAACUUGGCCAGGGGGCAGGCACAGCGAGAGUUUGAUCGCCUACUAGAGAGGGAGCGCGAGGGCCAGAGUCAGGAG